Verruconis gallopava is the source of this 1894-nucleotide messenger RNA. RefSeq lists its product as uncharacterized. The transcript has 2 exons. Lineage: Eukaryota; Fungi; Ascomycota; Dothideomycetes; Venturiales; Sympoventuriaceae. The record is from RefSeq and is a predicted model, not a curated record. Bases 149 to 1894 code for a protein of 581 amino acids.
AUAUAACGCUUGUACCCAGGACGAACAACAAAUUCUUUCUAAAUCUCAGGUAAAAGCAAUUGACGAUGUGUCGGCUCAACGCGGGAAGAAUUUCGUGUCUAAUAAUUUGGGCCCUGAGGUUGCGCAUCAUGAAAGGGAAAGAAAUAUCAUGGACAUCUCAUCUGGUUCUAUCUCGCGUGGCAAAAGUUUUUUACCUGCUGAAACAGAUCAUACUGUGACCAGAGCACAUGCUGAAUCGAACGACAUGUGCUCUGAGCCUAUCCAUGGGGAUUCUGCUACCGAUGUAGAUGAAGAAUGCGGCAAACCAAGUUCCAUUCCUGUUGAGAUAGAUGCUCACCUAGAGACAGAGAUUAUUGAAGAAGAUGCCGGCACAUGGCAAGCCACAUGCCAGAGUAUCCCAGCGAAUACUCGAUUACCCUUGAGAGAUGACCUUAGCCAACUGCCGUAUAGCCUGGCGAUCGCGACGGAUAGCGUCGAAUAUUGCACAACUAAAGACAUCUCACACAUUCCGCAAGCCACAGUACUCUCAACUGAGAUAGCACCAGACUUCCAUGCUUCUGUCGCCACAAUGGAGAGCAAUGAUUGCAAGCUCCCAGUAUGCGGGGCUAGUGCAGAUUAUGAAAGGCACCGCACUGUUAAUAUUGCUGAUAUUAACGAUACACACCAAAACGAGACGCUGGGUCCCUCCCGCGAGCCGUCUCCCACCUUUUAUGAAUUCCAAAUAGAUCACGAUGAAAGGGCCCAGACAAUUUCUUAUGAUCGACCGUCUUCAGAAAACCAAUAUUUCGAACAACGCGAAGUAACAGAAGCUUUUGACGAGUAUCAGCGCUCAGUAGAGGAUGGAGUUGAAAGCAUCGGUUCGUGCUCUGAACCAAGUGUGCGACGAUCUUUGAGGGCCCGCCACCCUCUAGAACAAGUUCAGACCCCCCAAGAGCUCAAUAAGAGGAGAGCAUCAAAGGACAAAAGAAAGGUCCAUCAAAAGCGGACUAAAACUGAAGAUAGCCCUAAGACGCAAAGACUUACUUUACUUAAGGAGAUGGAGGAUGUCGACCAGGACAUCAUUAACCCACAGGACAUAUAUCAGCAGUUUCUGGAUCGAUCCUCUGGUGUGGAUGAAGACGCAGUGCGAAUUCUUGUCCGCCUUUUCUAUGCGAUUGCCAGCCCUCAAGCAUUCGAUCAACUCAAGGAUGUGUGUACACUUAUCAGAACGGAGGGUGAGGUCGUCAUACUCCAGAAGACCGACACCGCUGCGCAGACUAUCAACGCCCUCAACGCACUGGAUACCGCUGCUACGGUUCACUCUAUCCUUCGGCGAUUCCAUCUCGUCCGCUUACUUGAGCAUCGAACAGAACGGGAGAGGCAACAUGAAUCGGAGAAGCCUCAACGCCGGGCGAAAAAGUCUAAGCUACCGAGGAUGAAGGGAUUACGCACAUACCAGAACUCUUCUUCACUUGCCCUGGCUGACCUUAUGGCUGAGGCAUACCCGCAUCUGGACAAGCCUGCGCGUAUCCGGGAUGCGGCUGGUACCGAGUAUGGUAAGAGGCACAGCUCACUUAAGCAUAUGCUUGUUGCUGGAAGGAAUUGGCAUGCUUUGCAGCAAGCGUUUCCCCUUGGUAUAUUGGCCCUCAUACCCACAGGUAGGGAGUGCGGGAUUCAGAACUCCGAUAUCGAACGGUUGCACGCCUCUGUCUUUGAUGGAUUUCUUGAUAUCUUGACUGAGUUACGAGGCGACUUCAUCCGUGAAGUCAGCACCACUGUUUCUCUUCACCUAACCGAUAUUUUGUUCAGACGUGACUUGCAAUGGAAGUACAGAUUUGAAACGGUCGACGCCCAAACGCUGAGGUCUCAUCGUCUGGAUGCCCCUGUCCUGGUCGAAUUGUGUGGCACAGAUUGA